This is a messenger RNA of Agrilus planipennis (emerald ash borer), 1629 nucleotides long. Its product is annotated as zinc finger and BTB domain-containing protein 14-like. The record is from RefSeq and is a predicted model, not a curated record. Gene Ontology annotation, molecular function: protein binding. Lineage: Eukaryota; Metazoa; Arthropoda; Insecta; Coleoptera; Buprestidae. Gene Ontology annotation, cellular component: nucleus. Bases 204 to 1088 code for a protein of 294 amino acids. The transcript has 4 exons. Gene Ontology annotation, biological process: regulation of transcription by RNA polymerase II.
AUAGUUGAGCGAAAUCCCUGGCACAUGUUUAUUUUCCAGUUGUUUUAUAAAUAGACAAAGCCUGGAUAAUUAUGGACACUUGUUUUCCCGGCUAGACGAGAAAAUUGCUCAUUUUGUCCGGGCACGAAGUUGUUUUUUAUUUGUAGUGUGUUGUGUAGUACUCAUUGCGCAUUCGAAAUUGUUAAAAAAAUCGCUCAGAACCAAUGGAACAUCAAAAUUUUGUUCUCAAAUGGCACUAUCACGGCAGCACUUUGGCUUACAAUUUGCCUCGUUUUUUAGACGCUGAAAUUUUAACAGACGCCACAUUGUCCGCAGAAGGGAAAAGCAUCAAGGUCCACAAACUUAUUCUAGCAUCGUGUAGCACUUACUUUCUGCAGUUAUUUCAGAAUACUCCAACAAAUCAACAACCGAUAGUGGUUCUUCAUAACAUAAGAUAUGACGAUCUAAAGGCCAUUAUAUCGUACAUUUACUAUGGUCAAUGCUUGGUAACAAGUGCCCAAAUACCCAGGCUGUUAUCAGUAGCGGAAUUCCUCAAAAUACAAGGAUUAAGUGAUCUAAAGUUUCCAGAUUAUUACAAUCUGUACUCAAACGAACAGGUGGCAUUCGAAGGUAACAAUAAUUUCAAAAGCAGUAGCGACAAUCCUAUAGAAGGCUGUGAUCUAACGAAAUGUAAAAAUAAUAAGGUUUAUCCAGAAUGGACAGAAGGAGAAGAUGAUAGUAGAGAUAUUGUAAAACCUGAAACAAUUUCACCCACUGUACAUCCAGGAAUUGACGAACCUUUGAAGAAAGAUAUUACAGCUGAUUUUAAACAGAACGUGUCUUUCAAACCGGAAAUGAAACCAACAUGUACCAUCAAUCAGCCACAAAAAAAAUUAACAAAGGAAUUGAUUUACAAGUGUGAUUUCUGUGGGAAAAUUUUAAGCAAUCAGUACAACUUAAAAGUUCAUCUUGAAACUCAUCAGGAAGGAUAUCAUGCUUGUCAUUCGUGUUCCCAUGUAUCCCGUAGCCGAGAUGCUCUAAGAAAACACGUUUCUUAUAGACAUCCUCAGAAUUUUGCAAUUAAAAAGAAAAGGAAAAUGGAAAAUUAAACACAUCCUAGCCCAUAACAAAAUACUCAUAAAAGUGGCAUAGGACUUUUUUCUUUGGAAUUAUGUACUUAAUACAAAAAACUAUUCAAACAAAAUUCGUUCAGAACAGUUGCUAGAAUUUCCUAAAUAUAUUUGUAAAAUCAAUUUAAUUUAUUUUGUUUGUUGAGAAAAUUGGUAUAGUACUUAUUUAUUAAUUGUUUUAAUAACACUGUUAAUGCAGUUAUUACGAUACGUUGUUUUUUAUUGAUAACAAAUAUGUAGUUUAUGUAUAUAGAAAUAUUGUACGUAUUGUUUUAAAAAUAUUUCUAUGUCACUGUGGUCUAGAAUUUUAACAAUAUUUAAAGAUUGUGAUGAAAAUGAGUACAAAUGCUUCUCAUUUAUUUUUAAUGCUAAAGGGAAGUUUAAACAUAUUAUACAUGUAGUCAUUAUUAUUUCAGGUUAAAUAGUUCCUUUGAAGUUGAAUAUUUACUAUUUAUUUCUUAAUUGUUUAUAACAAAAGUUACUAUAUUCGUAGUUUUCAGUAUUCUUCGUUGAAGUAUUG